AUGGCUGACCCAAACGGCAAAAAGCGCAAGAGGGCAGCCGACUCGGCUGCAAAGCCGUCAAAAAAGGUUGCCAUCGCAGGCCCUCCUGCAACCGCCAACGUGUCGAAAGUUGUGCGACCCAAGUUCUGUCCUCCCGUGAUUGCCACGACCCCUGGAUUCGAGAUCGGCGAUAAUCUGGUCUUUCACCCGUAUCAGUCGAAAUCCGAGGCUCGAGCGAAGAGCAAACAGCUCAAGACUGCGGUCGACAAGAAGCUGAUGCUGCACUCGACGUCGCAUCACAGCGUUAACUACACUGUCCGAGAGGAUGACCCCCAGCCUGGCUCGAAGCCGCUGCUGAACCAUUUUGUUGGCAUUUACGACCCCAAGACUGGCAAGAUGGAGGUGGUGGAGGCGAAGAAGAUGGUGAUGCGCGGCGCCGUGCGGGCCAAACAGGCUUCCGCGGACGCGAUGGAGGAGAAGGACACUAAGCAGAGCAUGAUGGAACUCAAGACCGACCUGGGCCAAACAUUCGGAACGAAAAAGGCCAGAAAGGUCAUCAACGAGCGUGUGCUCAACGCGAUUUCACCACAAAAGAAGCCUGGCGACAAGCCGGCCGAGAUUGACGACGCCUCGCGCGCCAUGCUCCAUUCAGUCGGCAAGGUUGCCGCCGAGAUGGCAAGCCGCGAGCAGCUGCAAGCUGUCGUGGACGACGCCAAGCCUCUGCCGCCCGUCAACGUCGAUGCCGAGGAGAUUCAGGACGCCUACGAUCCUGAAGCCGUCGUCGGCGCCGAGAUCCUCAACAUGGUGCCCAUCCGCGAGUGGCAAGAAAAGGUGCGUCACAAGGAGGGCGUGCAGACCAACUCCAAGUUCGUCGCCAUGCGCGUCAACGCCAUUGCCAGCAACACCUCGGCGGCGGCCGAACAGCGCCUGCGCGUGCUGCGCUACCUCGGCUUCGUCGUGACCUUUUACCGCAGCACCAAGCCCGGCCGCCAAAAGGGCACGCGGUCCGUCCCGCCGCGCGACAAGCUGCGCGAGGUGCUCGCCCCGGCGCCCGAGGCCGUGAUCGAGAACAUCCGGCGCAAGUUCUCCGAGGCGGGCGAGAUGCGCAAGUUUCACAUUGACCUGCUGACGACGCACCUCUGCGUGUUUGCGUGCAUCGCCGACAACUUUGAGGUAGACACGCAGGACCUGCGCUACGACCUGCACCUCGACGACAAGUCGAUGAACCAGUACUUUCGCGAGAUUGGCGCCCGCGUCAAGCCCGUCUCUAGAAAGGCCGAGGGAGUCGUGACGUCGAUUGCGCGCCUGAUUCUGCCGCUCGACUUCCCCAAGCAGAGACACAUUGCGCCGCGCAGAAAGUAG
This is a messenger RNA of Akanthomyces muscarius, 1341 nucleotides long. RefSeq lists its product as uncharacterized. Gene Ontology annotation, molecular function: DNA binding. The transcript is spliced from 2 exons. The record is from RefSeq and is a predicted model, not a curated record. Bases 1 to 1341 code for a protein of 446 amino acids. NCBI's taxonomy places the organism in Eukaryota, Fungi, Ascomycota, Sordariomycetes, Hypocreales, Cordycipitaceae. Gene Ontology annotation, biological process: nucleolar large rRNA transcription by RNA polymerase I; transcription elongation by RNA polymerase I; RNA polymerase I preinitiation complex assembly. Gene Ontology annotation, cellular component: RNA polymerase I complex.